Talaromyces stipitatus ATCC 10500 is the source of this 1695-nucleotide messenger RNA. RefSeq names its product florfenicol exporter, putative. The transcript is spliced from 2 exons. The coding region runs from base 1 to 1695 and encodes 564 amino acids. Gene Ontology annotation, molecular function: transmembrane transporter activity. The record is from RefSeq and is a predicted model, not a curated record. Gene Ontology annotation, biological process: transmembrane transport. NCBI's taxonomy places the organism in Eukaryota, Fungi, Ascomycota, Eurotiomycetes, Eurotiales, Trichocomaceae.
AUGGCGGUUGAGAACAAACAUACAGAGAAGAAUAAUGUUGUGCCAACGACAGAGAGUACGAAUCAGGUAGUACUACCUACAGAUCAAGACCAUGUUCACCACGACCAUGAUCAUGAAAGCGAUAGCUACAGUGACAGUUACCCUGGUAGAGUGAUUGAAUCAACAGCGACCUCAAAAGAAGUCGAAACGCAACAAAAUGCAGUCCCAGCUACAGGGACAGAAGCAAUCGAUUUGGAGCGUAGCGGCACUGGCGCCUCUAGUACAGUGGAAUAUUCGAUCUUUUCGCCUAGUAUGAAACGAUACAUUGUCAUUGCUGCUUCAUGCGCUGGCUUCUUUUCACCGAUAUCGUCUCAGAUCUAUUUUCCGGCUAUGAAUACGCUGGCGAAGGAUCUGAGUGUUUCGAUUUCGUUGAUCAAUUUGACUAUGACUAGUUAUAUGAUUUUCCAAGGAAUUGCGCCAGUCUUCAUUGGAGAUUUCGCAGAUAACGUUGGCCGCCGACCGGCGUACUUCCUCUGCUUCGUCAUCUACCUCGGAGCAAACGUCGGUCUGGCUUUGCAAAACAGCUAUGCGGCUCUCUUCGUACUACGAUGCAUGCAGAGUGCAGGAAGUAGUACAACCAUCGCACUAUCUGCCGGUGUCAUAGCAGAUGUCGCCUCCGUGGCCGAGAGGGGAAGUUAUAUGGGCUUCGUUACGGCUGGUUCUUUACUAGGCCCUGCCCUUGGCCCCGUCAUCGGUGGUCUCUUAUCUCAAUACCUCGGUUGGAGGGCUAUUUUCUGGUUUCUUUUCAUUAUAGCGGCUGUAUGGCUCGUGCAAUUCAUCAUCUUUUAUCCGGAAACGGGCCGCAAAAUCGUCGGCAAUGGAUCGAUUCCACCACCAACGUGGAAUAUGUCGUUGAUCGGUUACCUGGAAGCUCGCAGGGUCUCGGAGAGAGAUAUAAUCGCUGCUGAGAGUACUCUACCUCCUACUCCGCGCAAGUUAUCGUUUCCCAAUCCGUUGCCCACGCUGGCUAUAGUUUUGCAGAAGGAUACGGCUCUUUUAUUGAUUACGAACUCAAUUUUCUUUGCUGGAUUCUACGAUGUGGCUGUUGCGAUUACUUCGCUAUACCAAAAGAUAUACGGCCUGAAUGAUCUUGAGAUUGGGUUAUGCUAUUUACCCUUCGGCGCAGGAUCUGCACUGGCUGCAUUCGCAAACGGCAAGUUUCUUGACUUCAAUUAUCGGCGCAUUGCGACUCAACUCGGACUCCCCGUACAGCGAAACAGACAUACAGAUCUAAAGAACUUCCCGAUUGAGAAGGCUCGGCUACAGAUUGCGUUUCCGUUGAUUCUCGGGGCUAUUGCUCUCAUAAUUGUAUUCGGAUGGGUGUUGGAUUAUGGAGUUCAUCUUACUGCUCCCACGAUAAUCACUUUCUUUAUGGGAUUCUGUCUCACGGGAUCUUUUAAUACGGUCAGCACGUUAUUGGUUGAUAUAUAUCCGAAUAAGGCUGCUACUGCGACGGCCGGGAGUAAUAUUACGCGUUGUCUGUUGGGAGCUGGUGCUACGGCUGUCAUUGAGCCUAUGUUGACUGCUAUGGGCACCGGGUGGUGCUAUACAUUUAUUGCACUGGUUAUGUUGGCUACGACACCAUUGUUGUUCAUUUUGAUGGGUUAUGGACCGAAAUGGAGAGAGGAAAGGCGUCUGCGAGAGGAGGCGGAAUAA